AUGCAGGCCAUGGAAGAAACUCAGCGACAAAACCCGAUCAAGGGUCCUGUGUUCUGGACUACGCCAUCCGAAGUCGAUGCUUGGAACAUCGCCUUGACCAGCGAUGAUGUCUUCAAGACAGACGCAACACAAAAGCCUUCCACUCCGCCGAAUCAAGCGUAUAUUCUGCAGUACCACGACGAUAUCAAGUGUAUUGAUUCCCCGCCUGUGUGCGUGUCCUGCCCAUCGAGUGCCGAUAAACUAGGGCCACAGAGUCGCCGAGUAAUUCUCGACAACUUACCAGCGGACGUAACUAUACCCCAGGUUCUCCGAAGCAUCAAAUGUUAUGGAGGAAUCAUUUCCACAGUCCUCGCCAACAGUCUGAAGAAAGCAAACACUAGAACAAAGACGGCAAUGAUUGAGUUUGUUUACCCCGAGGCAGCCGCGGACGUCGUUUCUCACUUUCACGGUAACAAGACGGUAUUCCUCGACAGCAAAGGCGGCGAACAUCAACCAGAGGUAUACGUGGUUCCCACGCCAUCUUACCUUCAUACCGAGGUGAACCACUGUCUGCUCGACAGAGGCUGCACCCGUGCCCUGUUCAUGCCCAGCUUCCCAGAAGAAGCUAUCUGGUACCUAAUCUGCACCAUUGGAAUGAAACACAUCAACAAUGUCCAACUAUCGGAUGGUCACCUAACCAUAGAGCUUACCUCGCUAUUUGAAGCGGAUAGGGCUGGGAAAGAAAUCAGGUUCGGGAACACCGACAUGGAGUACGACGCAACCAAGCACGGCAUGUGCUACAUUCCCGAUUCGUCCCAAGGCGAGAUGCAGGACAACUACGACUCCCACAACGGAUUCAUCGCAUUCACUGACACGAAUAUCUUACAAACAACAUGGGAUCGGGAACCAUACAACAGAUACCGCCCGCAACCCCUCCACGAAACUCCCACCGGCAAGGACGCCAUCAGGCACACCUCGGGACCUACGUACGAGGAGACCCUCGCCGAGUACUUCUCCGUCGACCCUUCCGAGAUAUGGAGCUACCUCGAAGAUCGCAGGUCGUUCCAGGACACCACGUACAACAUCAUCGGGAGCACCAUUAAACUGACCCGUCGCAAGUGGAGUUGGAGCAUCAGCGCCGAAGACGAGGUCAAGCUCCUAAUGGCGAAUACCCUGCACGACCCGGACUGGGCAACUGAAUGGGACGAGUACUUCAAAUCCAGGGGUAUGGCUAAUUUGCGAACGUGGGAGGAGUACGGCACGUUGGCGAAGCACCGACGAGAGCGUGCUGCCGAGCAGGGCUUGGCCGAAGGCAUAGUACCAAUUUGUGAUGGGUGCCCUUGUGAGUGCGAGGACUUGAAGAAGGUGCCUGUUCCGAAAUUUAUUCAGGAUUAUUCUGCCUGUAAACGCGUGGAUGCUGAAGCGGAGUAA
Molecule: messenger RNA, 1410 nt
Organism: Metarhizium brunneum ARSEF 3297
Lineage: Eukaryota; Fungi; Ascomycota; Sordariomycetes; Hypocreales; Clavicipitaceae
Molecular function (GO): nucleic acid binding
Source: RefSeq, a predicted model, not a curated record